This is a messenger RNA of Pecten maximus, 2845 nucleotides long. RefSeq lists its product as uncharacterized. The record is from RefSeq and is a predicted model, not a curated record. Gene Ontology annotation, molecular function: chitin binding. Lineage: Eukaryota; Metazoa; Mollusca; Bivalvia; Pectinida; Pectinidae. The transcript is spliced from 11 exons. Gene Ontology annotation, cellular component: extracellular region. Bases 212 to 2284 code for a protein of 690 amino acids.
GACAAUUUAGUUCACACAAGUAUUGAUGUUUUCAUAACGAAUGGUUCAUAUUCGUGGGAAUAUAAUUAAAAUGUAAAUGUGGGAAAAAUCAACAGGUUUGUAAUUGGGGGCAUAAUGGUGCAUUGUUUGUCCAACACAUUAGCCUGAAUAUUUCCAUUCAUAAGGCAUUAAAUGUUUUCCAAGGUAUUAAAAGUAAUUCGAAUUACAAAAUAUGUUACCAAAUCAUGUGGAUUUGAUAAUUUAUAAGAAUAGGGAAGCAUUGAUCAAACAAAUUAUUAUUAGUGUUAUUUCUAAUAUCUCGAGAUUCCGAUUAAGGCUAUUAAUAUUUAACUUGUAUAAAUACCAUAUGUUUUGUUUAAUAAGAAAUAAAAUCCUUGCUUUCCCCUUGUAUUGUAAAGUGUGCAAUGCUGAAGCGCAAGUUGGAAUCGGAGUGACAUCUAGCCUACAGGUCCGUGACGUGUUUGAAACCUUCCAAGACAACAUAACCAAGUCCGUUGGGGAUGACGUUGAUUUCAAGUUCCUGUUUUUUUACAAUUCACAACUAUUUGAAGCAGCCACUGAGAUAAAGAAUACCGACCCGAAGGCUUUUCAGAGCGUUGUGUUGGAAGUAAAUACAAGACUGAAAAAUAUAUAUACAGUACCGUCUAAUUUGAUAGCUUUGAUCUUUACCGACGCAAAAUCUGCAGCCGGUGGGCUCUCGUCUGAUGUUUUCAAGAGUCGAAGUGAGUACAUUGAAUUCGUGGUGUUUGGAAUCGGGCAGUUCAAUGCAUCGGUCAUAGCUGAUAUGAAGAAACUAACUAGAAACAAACCAAAGAGUUUGAUUAUGGUGGAUAGCAUAGAUGAUGUAGACUACGAUAGGAGUAUCGCUUAUCUUGGUAACGCUGUGUGUGACGCGGUGACCAGACCACCUGUUCUUGACAUUCGUACCAACAUAACUAGGAUUUGUGACGAUCUACCUAAGGAUAAACGCUUUGGUGUUGACGCUCAGAAUGAGAGGUAUCCUUUCGACUGUGAGAAGUUUAUCAACUGUAUACGCUUCGGAACGACAUUGAAAGUUAAUGUUAUAUCGUGUCCAAGUACGGCUAGGUUCAAUACAGUCACACGGAAAUGUGACAUGAGUCAAGAUGUAGAAUGCAAGGAAGUCACAGCGGAGAAAUACGCUCUAGAAAUCGGGAAAAUCGUCGACCCUCCGACUCCUAAAGUGGUAAACUUAACUGAGGAAUGCAUACACAAUUGUUUUAAGUCGGAGGAUUUGACUGACAACUAUGGAUAUACUUACCAUCCAACCAACUGUUCAAAGUUUAUAGUCUGUCAUCGCCAGGGAUUCGCUAACCCGGGGUAUACGUACACUACCAAGGUAGCGGAAUGUCCUUUAGGCCAAUUCUGGAACGCUCAGAGAAAAAUAUGUGUCCCUUCACAUCUUGCAAACUGUGCAGAAGAUUUGUGUAAAAUGAAAUCCAUGUUUUCGUUCUGGAAUGUCCAAAACUGUAGACAUUUCUACACCUGUGACAGCGGGAAGUCCCGACUUGAUAAGUGUGCCGAGGGGAAGAAGUUUCAGUUAAAUGGCCACUGUGUUGACGAUCCUCUCCGGGCCUGCGCAGAUCCGAUUGUGCAACCAGAGAAACUGUGCUACAACCUGCCUUGGACCGAUAGUACAAUGUACAUCGAUCGUACUAUUGGUAAUAACGGUCAACUGACAGCAUGUCCUCUGGGGAAACAGUAUGAGCACCACACAUGCUCCUGCAGCAAGAACUACAUCAUUGGAUCUUGCCAGCCAGUAUCAUCUAAAACCAUGGACGGUGUCAUGUCAAUUAACAAUGUCUUCAUGCGAGGUGGAGUAGCUUCAUUCUUUGGACUUGGCUUAUUGACGAUGCCUCAGCCGUCCCCACUUACCGACACUUUCCUGAUCCACGUUAUACUAGGCGUGUCCAAGUCAAACCAGGACACAGUGAUAUUGAGUAGUUGUCCUGAUCCGGACACGUCCGCAUUUACUCUCCGUUUGAUCGAUGACCAACUUAUUGCAACUGUGCAAUUAAGCAGUGGUGCAGCUACUUUGUCAUCUAGUAUACAGUUUGACACAUGGAAUCAUGUGAAUGUUGCCUACAAUGGGCAGCAGAUGGUACUGAAAACAGACUUCGCCAAGGAUCAAGUCCUAGCCACUGGUCCGAUCAAAGGCUGUCAGAACUCCUAUGUGCUUGGUUCCGAUGAUGGAUUCUAUGGGGAUGUAGAUGAGAUUAUUAUCUACGACUGUAUCCCGGACAAGUCUCUCUCUGUGUUCAAUUAGCAAACAUAAUUUGAGGCAGAAGCAGUACCUUGAGCUAUUAAUUAUUUGUUUGUUUUUAAUGCGUGUUUUAUGUGUCAAAUGUACAAAUUGAUAGCAUCUAGCAAAGAGUGUUAUUCGUUCAUUUGGCUGUGAGUACCACAAGUGCCAUAUGUCAACGAUACAAGUCAGUAAUGUAUCAUUACGAGAUUACAUGGUUUGAUACAAGUAAGACAAUAUAUAUUGUAAUGAAAUGCAUGAUGCUCCUGAGGUAGAAUUCAAAUACCACAUGACUUUUUGGUGCAUUAUCAGACAAAAUGUAUUUUGUAUUUUAAUAUCUUAUUAAUUAUUUUCUUUCUAUUCAUGCAUGUAUAUGAUUCACAAUUUUCAUUCAGAAAGAUUUUCAUGUUUGAUACAAUUUUUAAUGUUGAUAAGUUUUUGUAGCGGGCAGAGAUGUCCCUGAAUAGAAUCAGCGGAAUGAAAUCCAACAAGUACUUUAGGUCAGAAAUGACAUUUUUUAUCCUCUCAUUCAAUAUGUUUAUCGUCUAUAUCAUUUUGAAUUCCAAUAAACAUGUAACAUAUCAA